UCUCUUCCGCUCUGCAUGUCCCGGAUGAAGCUGCCAUUGGGGCAAGUGAGCAGGGCUACCGAGGCUGCUAGGAAUUUAAUUUAUUGGUGCGAGGGUCGGAGCGGAUUGAAGCCUCGCGGGAUUAAUGUCGACAACAGCACCUCUCACAGUGGCAGCACGGCUACGGCGAGCAAACUGUCCGCGUCCAGACGAGAGGCCGAUUCUUAGCUGCCAUUGACUGUAAAAGUGUUAGCAAAGUAACGCGGAGCAAGGCAAAGGCUCAUUCACGUUAGCUUUUCUAGCACCAGAAGCACCGCCGAGUUUUUUGCAGCUUCCCCACACUGCAUCUCGCCAGGGCUGUAGUCCAAAACCGCACCUGCUGAAUGAAUGAUGUCGGCUACGAGUAUAGACCCUCAGACAUCAAAAGGACAAGAUGCAAGCAAAGCUUUUCCAGUGUCUGUGCAAAAUGGUUCCCUUCACCAAAAGGAUACAAUGCAUGACAAUGACUUUGAGCCUUAUCUCACUGGCCAGUCUAAUCAGAACAACAGUUAUCAAUCGAUGACUGACCCGUACCUGUCCAGUUACUAUGCUCCCUCCAUUGGUUUUCCUUAUCCGCUCAGUGAAGCUCCGUGGUCAACUGGAGGAGACCCACCCAUCCCGUACCUGACCCCCUAUGCUCCCCUCAGCAAUGGAGACCACCACUUCAUGCAUGACACCGUGUUUGGGCAGCCUGGAGGCCUCAGCAGCAGCAUUUACCCUCACAGGUUUAACUUUUUCCCAGAGAAUCCCGCUUUUUCGGCCUGGGGCACCAGUGGCUCUCAAGGCCAGCAGACUCAGAGCUCAGCUUAUGGGGGCAGUUACAGUUACCCCCCCAGCUCACUUGGGGGAACAUUGGUCCCAGAUGGACAGACAGGCUUCCACAGUGACACCCUGAGCAAGGCGCCAGGCAUGAACAGUUUGGAGCAGGGCAUGCUGGGAUUGAAAAUCGGAGGAGAUGUGAGCAGCGGCUCAGGGGUGAAGGGGGCAGGGUCGGUGAUUGGAGGUGGGAGUGUUGCUGCGGUUCCUACGGGCAAUGGCGGCACAACUCUAGGAAUGCCACCUCCAAAACCGACAUCUUGGGCUGCUAUUGCAAGUAAACCUGCUAAGCUGCAACAACAGAAAAGUAAGUCAAAGCCCAUCGCAACCAUAGCUGGGGGAGUGCUGCCUCCAGCUCCACUGAAACACUCCAUGGACAUCGACACGUGGGACAACAAAGUUCCUGCCACAAAAGUGCUGCCCCCUCUGCCCCCCCACCACCCCCAAUCCCUCCACUCCCACACCAGCCUCAUCCCUCCUCUGCAACAGUCCAUCCAGUCCGCCCAGUCCUUGGUGCAACAGAUGACCAUGCCUGGCCCCCCUCAGUCCUACCAGAACCACAACCCUGCUCCCCCCCCGCAGACUCGCUGGGUGGCCCCUCGCAACCGCAACCUGUGCUACGGAGGUGGCAGUUUGGACAGCAGUGGCUCAUCUAAUGGUGGGAGUGUAGGAAAUGGAGGGGGAGUACUGGGGGGCAUGCCCUCUGGAUCUGAGCCCGGAGCAGAGUCCCACCCAGUUCUGGAGAAGCUUAGAGCCUCCCAUAGUUACAACCCCAAGGACUUUGACUGGAAUCUGAAGAAUGGUCGCGUUUUCAUCAUAAAGAGCUAUUCGGAGGACGACAUCCACCGCUCAAUCAAAUACUCGAUCUGGUGCAGCACGGAGCACGGCAACAAGCGCUUGGACUCGGCUUUUAGGUCAAUGAACUCGAAAGGGCCUGUGUACCUGUUGUUUAGCGUCAAUGGGAGUGGGCAUUUCUGUGGCGUAGCAGAGAUGCGGUCACCAGUGGACUAUGGCACCAGUGCUGGGGUCUGGGCGCAGGACAAAUGGAAGGGAAAGUUUGAUGUGAACUGGUUGUUUGUAAAGGACGUGCCUAAUAGUCAACUGCGUCACAUCCGUUUGGAGAAUAAUGACAACAAACCGGUCACCAACUCUCGCGACACACAGGAGGUGCCUCUGGAGAAGGCUAAGCAGGUGCUCAAGAUCAUCGCGCAGUACAAACACACCACCUCCAUCUUUGAUGACUUCUCACAUUAUGAGAAGAAGCAGGAGGAGGAAGAGGUGGUCAAAAAGAGCUAUGAGCCUGCCUCCAUACCAACCAGAUCCCGAAUUGAUCAGGAUCGCCAGAAGUGAACAACAGGAGACUGCCUCUGAUAGAAGACUGAUAUUAGAUUUAACAUAAAAAUACAUGGACAUAAAGAAAUUAUAACAAACUAAUAUUUUUCCUAUUUAAGUUUGGUGACUUUGGCCCAUUCAAACUGCGAGCCACAUUGCUCCCAGUCCUUACAAUGCGUGCAGGGAAGAAGCUCGUUACAUCAGUUCAAUUGCUUCAGAAAUAUAUUUUCUUGAUUUUUCUGUAUUUUUUAGCCUUAUAAAUCUCUAUUGCUAUUCCUGAAGUUGCAUUCUUAACAAAUAAGUAACAAAUAUCUGCACGUCUGUUUUAAAAAUCUCUUGACAACAUGCUGCUGAUAUUCAGUGACUGUUCACUUUGUGGUUUGUGUGUUGGAGAAAUGUUAAGUGCUUGUGUCAGUUAAACAACUUAUGAGUGAACUACACUUUAUCCACAAAACUGUCUGUUAUUAUCAUUGUGUGAGAAGUUGUAUUUUAUAUUAUCAGAAGAAAAAAUAAGUUCAGUUCCACCCAUUUGUUUAUGUAAGGGUGAUUUAGGUGAAGGAUUGUGUACACUGAAAGUCUCUGUAUGCAUAGACAUUUAUGUACAAGGUUGUGACAGUAGAAAGUAUUAAUGUUAGAAAAAUAUUUUGAGCAUUGUACUGGCUUACAUUUAAAAAGUUGCAUUAAAGUAGGUAUGCACCAUUUCUCUUCUGCUCUAUGGAGCCUUAAGCUAUCUUCUGCUGGUGGUAAUUUACUUUUAUGAUACUGUACCUCAAAUUUGCAAGAGAUUCAGAGAGAUUUCUAAAAUUUUAAAGAAAGUCCUUUCUUUCCUUAUUGAUUUGAUGCAGACACUUGUUUUUACAAUCUUGCUUCUGCACUGCGCUCUCCUCUGCACCCCUGGGAGAACAUGUAGCAUGUGCUGCUUUUUCAAAUUGAAGCCAGGCCAGUCACUUUGCGGUUUUUGUUAGUAACUUGCUUUAUUGUUCUUUAACUUAACUCUAAUAUUGGCAUUUUCAUUGCUAUAACCUGUCUUCAUAAUCCUUCACAAAUGUAAGCUUUAAUGUAUUGGCGUUUCUAACUGAGAUGCAGACGAUUUCUCGUUCAGUGUAUGAAAACCUACAUGCUAGGCUCUAUGGUAUAUGUUGUGAAUUUUCUUUUAAUUGCUUGCUGUAUUGUGUGUAUGCGAGAGCGAGAAUAAAGAGGCAGAAUGAUUGUGGAGCAGAGUUAUAUAACAUUAUUGGAAAUAUAUUACAUUUAUGCAAAAAGUCAAGUCACCCUCAAUUGUAUCUUCAUUGUAUCAGAGCUCACCAUCAGAUUCUUAGAUUUGAUCAUGUUCAUUAUUAAAGAUAUACUUAUCUGUU
Molecule: messenger RNA, 3524 nt
Organism: Boleophthalmus pectinirostris (great blue-spotted mudskipper)
Lineage: Eukaryota; Metazoa; Chordata; Actinopteri; Gobiiformes; Gobiidae
Gene: ythdf1
Product: YTH N6-methyladenosine RNA binding protein F1
Exons: 6
Coding region: 367-2184 (605 amino acids)
Biological process (GO): mRNA destabilization
Cellular component (GO): cytoplasm
Molecular function (GO): N6-methyladenosine-containing RNA reader activity; mRNA binding
Source: RefSeq, a predicted model, not a curated record